GAAUUGCAGCAACACUCAUGAAUGAAGUGUGUCUGUUGUGAAUUAUGUCUUUUAAUUUCUUUCAUUCUUUCAUUCCAUGUUCCUGAACUGAUUUUUUUCUGCUAGUCUGAUCAAUUUGACUGGUUGCUGUAUCUUCAGUAAAUAAAUGGAUGAAAUGUGCAUUUUUCUCAAUGUUUUUAACAAUGGUUUGUUCAAAGCAUGUCAGAUGAUAUGGCUAUGGGUUCGUGUAGUCACUUCAUUCACCCGGCGAACGAAGUGAACCAAAUCAAGCUGACCCGUAAAGUCAAGGCGUAUUGGACACAUGCGCGUGCAUUGCUACCAGCAAACGUCCUAUCCGACUGCGCCUUAGAGAUCAACACUAUCAUGUCUGGGACCUACACGUUCAUCGGAAUAUGUUUACCCGCACUGAGAUCAAGCGGGAUAAAACGGGUUCUCUACUGGCAUCAUCAGACACGCAUCAGUCUCAGACGACUGCUGUCCACCGCUCAGCCAGGUGGUGUCAUCCGGCCGCUAGAGGGCACCAGAGUUCUAGACCUAACGAGGGUUCUGGCAGGUCCAUUUGCCACCAUGAUACUGGGAGACCUUGGGGCUGAGAUCAUCAAGGUGGAGAGACCAGGUGCUGGAGAUGACACCAGAGCAUGGGGACCCCCCUUUGUGGGAGAGGAGAGCGCCUACUUCCUCAGCGUCAACAGAAACAAGAAGAGUGUAGCUGUGAACCUGAAAGAUCCCAGAGGCGUCCAGAUCAUCCUGGAGCUUGCAGGUGUAUGUGACGUGCUGGUUGAGAACUACCUUCCUGGAAAGCUGCGUGAGAUGGGCCUAGGGUACGAGGACGUGAGCUGCACCAACCCCCAGCUAGUCUACUGCUCCAUCUCAGGAUAUGGACAGACAGGGCCAAGCCAGAAGCCGGGGUAUGACUCCAUAGCGUCUGCUGUGUCAGGGAUGAUGCACAUAACAGGGCCAGAGGACGGCGCGCCAGUGAGGCCGGGUGUAGCCAUGACAGACCUAGCCACGGGCCUCUACUGUCACGGAGCCAUCAUGGCAGCUUUGCUGCAUCGACAGAAGACUGGAAUGGGCACCCACAUCGACUGUAACCUGGUCUCCACACAGGUGGCCUGUCUCACCCACAUAGCAGCCAACUACCUUAAUGCUGGGAAGGAGGCCCGAAGAUGGGGAACUGCCCACGAGAGUAUCGUUCCUUAUCAGGGCUUCAGGACCAAAGAUGGAUACCUGGUAGUGGCAGCAGGGAACAACAAGCAGUUUGUGAAAGUCUGCAAAGUGCUGGGCCUGUCUCAUGUGAUACAGGAUCCCAGGGUUCAAUCACCAAACACACUGAGGGUCCAGCACAGAACUGACCUCCUACACACCCUCUCCCUGAGGUUCCUUGAGGAGAAGACCAGUGAUUGGCUGAAGAGCUUCGAGGGAACAGGUGUCCCUGUUGGACCAAUCAACUCCAUCCAACAGGUCUUCUCAGAUCCGCAGGUGGCCCACAAUGGCUUGAUCCAGAAGAUGACUCACCCUACUGCUGGACACAUCUCUGUACCAGGUCCAGCCGUGCGUUUCAGCAGCUUUGAGAUAGGGGAGCCGACACACCCUCCUUUGAUUGGUCAACACACCAUCCAGGUCCUGAGGGACACGCUGUCCUACAGUGAUGAUGUCAUCAGCACGCUUCUGGAGUCAGGCACAGUGGCCCAGAAUGAGGUGCAGUGAGGAGAACCAUGAGCUUGGAACAUUCUUAAACACUAAUGCCAAGGCUAAUGCCUAGGUUAGCGCUGACGCUUAUGCUAAGGCUAAUGCUAAGGCUAAUGCUAAUGGCCCCUUCAACUUCCUGGAAGCAAGGAGUAUCUGCAGGAUUUUGUACCGAACACAUAUAAUUAUAAACUGAAAUUUGAUUCA
Messenger RNA from Osmerus eperlanus (European smelt), 1893 nucleotides. It is a transcript of the gene sugct, whose product is annotated as succinyl-CoA:glutarate-CoA transferase. The record is from RefSeq and is a predicted model, not a curated record. Lineage: Eukaryota; Metazoa; Chordata; Actinopteri; Osmeriformes; Osmeridae. Gene Ontology annotation, molecular function: catalytic activity.